AUGCAUAUUGAUCGCUGCUACUUUUGCUCUGGACCCUGCUAUCCUGGGCACGGCAUGAUGUUUGUCAGAAACGAUGCCAAGACCUUUCGAUUCUGCCGAUCCAAGUGCCACAAGAAUUUCAAAAUGAAGCGCAAUCCCCGUAAGGUGCGUUGGACCAAGGCUUUCCGUAAGGCUGCUGGCAAGGAAAUGGUUAUUGAUUCUACCUUUGAAUUCGAGAAACGUCGCAACGUGCCUGUUCGUUAUGAUCGUAACCUUAUGGCCACUACUGUCAAGGCUAUGAAGCGUGUACAAGAAAUUCGUGCCAAGCGUGAAAAGGCAUUCUAUCGCAACCGUAUGGCUGGCAAGCACGACAUUGAAAAGGCCGAUGAUAUUAGAGUCGUCAACCAAAACCUCGAGCUUGCACCUUUGGAAGCAAGAAAGCGUUACGAACAAGCCAAGGUCGAGGAACAAAAGGCCGAGAAUAUGGAAAUGGACGAGUAA
Lichtheimia ornata is the source of this 480-nucleotide messenger RNA. RefSeq lists its product as uncharacterized. Bases 1 to 480 code for a protein of 159 amino acids. The record is from RefSeq and is a predicted model, not a curated record. Gene Ontology annotation, cellular component: nucleolus. Gene Ontology annotation, biological process: ribosomal large subunit biogenesis. The transcript has 3 exons. Lineage: Eukaryota; Fungi; Mucoromycota; Mucoromycetes; Mucorales; Lichtheimiaceae.